CCGUGCGCAGCGCCGGUAAAAGAGCCGAGUGAGCGGUCAGCAGGUGCCGAGAUCGGCUUCCUCUUUUCCGUACACCAGCAGCGGUCUUAAUCCCCCAAUCAUGUCGGAGAUCGAGCCAGAGUCGGAGUCCAGCUUGCGGAGACGGAGCACCCAGGACGCAUUGAUGACCUGUUCGACUCCAACCCAAAAUCAUUCAUGUGAAGGAACAACAUGUCCAUGCUGCCUGAUGAUGACCACAAGGACUACAUUGCUGGCAGAAAAUGAGGUGGAGGCACACAAACUGGCCAACAACUACAAGUUCGGGUUCAAGAAAUGGAAGAGCCACGUAACAGAGAGACCCUUGGAAGACCGUUCUGCAGUAGUGAAGGAGCUGUAUUCAGAUCUAAAUGUCAUCAAACAAUAUUCGGGAUCUCUGUUUACCUUUGGAAACUUGUUGUAUGUGCUGCUGUUUGGAUGGUGGGUUGCCCUGCUGUACCAUCUAAUUGCUGUAAUUAUGUUUGUUACAGUCGUGGGAGCACCUUAUGGGAAGAUGUGUUACCGUCUUGCUGGAUAUUACUUCUGGCCAUUUGGGAAGAUAAUUCAAAAGCCAUACAUCUAUCCUAGGAAAAGCAAUGUUCGAUUUUAUGGUGAGGAUGUUCCUGAGGUGACUGCGGUGGAGUCGACAACACUCCUUGAUGUCACUGAAAGAAUUGAAGAUUCGCCAUCACAGACUCAAAAAGAGGGAGUUAAGCCCUGGCUACGCCUAAGCACCUACGUGUGGUUUCUCCUUGGGUAUCCACCUCUUGUGCUUGUCCAUAGCCUGGCUUCCUUCAUUGCCUGGAUCCUGGUAAUCACCAUCCCAGUAGCCAAGUUAAAUUGCAGAGCCAUUACUGUCAUUCUACUGAUCCCUCCUGAGCAGCUCCAGAUCCGACAACCUAAGAGGACUGAAGUUCCACUGGAUGGGGAAGUGGUCCUCUGCUGUUACCAUGCUAUGAAUUUCUACUAUUACAAAUAUACUGUGGUUGGCAUAAAUGUAUUUGCUGUGAAUCUGCUGCCUCUAGUUAUAGUUGCUCUGGUGCUGGGUUAUGGUGACACAGAGAAUCGUUAUGCCAGCUCACUCGUGAAAUUUGCACUGUCUGUCAUGGCCAUAGUUCCUCUGUCUCACUACAUUGGGAUGGCAAUUGCCAGUAUUUCAGCUCAGAGUAACUUUGCAGUAGGUGCAGUAGUGAAUGCUACAUUUGGUUCAAUCACUGAGUUGACUUUCUACAUAACUGCUCUGAUCAAAGGCAACCAUAAGGGAAACAAGUGCUAUGAAGAAGUGGUGAAAAGUGCUCUGGCUGGAACCCUGCUGGGAUGUGUCCUCUUUAUCCCGGGUAUAUCCAUGGUGAUUGGAGGAUGCAGGCAUCAGGAGCAGAGGUUCAAUAGCCGGUCAGCUGGUGUCAGUUCAGCACUGCUCUUCAUAUCAGUGGGAGGGGUGUUUGCACCAACGCUCUUUUCCAAAGCCUAUGGAAGUCUAAUAUGCCAAGGUUGUACCAACUCGACACAGAAUGAAUCUGGUCCCUUUGAGUGCAGUGAUUGUCACUUCAGUGGGCUGCAGAACGCUUUGUUUCACAAUCAUGUGCAACCCCUUAUCUACACUGUGUCAAUUCUUCUCCCUGCAUCGUAUGUGAUUGGUCUCAUCUUUUCUCUGAAGACGCAUAACCAUAUCUAUGAUAUUCACAUUAGUGACCGCCAUGUUCCAGGACACACCCACAAUGUUGUCAUUCAUUGGUCACGAUGGAGAGCUGUGAUGUUGCUCAUUGUAGCCACUGUUUUCAUGUCUGCCUGUGCCGAGUUGGUAUCUGAGCACAUUGACCCCUUGCUGUCCAACUCUGCAAUCUCAUCGUACUUUCUUGGUGUAACUGUCUUAGCAAUGGUUCCUGAGCUUCCCGAGAUUGUAAAUGGAAUCCAGUUUGCACUGCAGAAUAACAUCAGCCUCAGCCUGGAAGUUGGAAGUUCCAUCGCUGUACAAGUGUGUAUGCUGCAAAUCCCAGUCCUAGUACUUUUCUCAGUCAUUUACCCUGUAGGGUUUAAUUUGCUGUUCAGUGAUCUCCACCUUUGGGCAUCAAUAUUCAGUGUCAUCUUAAUGAACUAUAUAUUCAUGGAUGGAAAGUGUGACUAUUUCCAAGGCACAGCACUGGUGGUAGUCUACCUCAUCAUCAUGUCCGUGUACUUCUUUGCUCCGUCUCAAAGUGGAUGCUGAAAUGGAAUCAUUGAACUCUCUACAUGACUCAGACAGUUUGAACAGCUCUGGGGCAGUUAUUGGCCACCAGUAAGUCUUCAAGGAAAAACAAUAAUCCAGCCAUCUUGAGUGCUGGCAAGUAGUGACUAAUGGGACACCACUGUUAACACAAUUUGAAAAUCCACUGUGGUGAUUCAGUUCUCCAAACAUCGACCAACUUCUCCAACCUGUCGCCUGAUAUCAGCAUUCUGUAUCCAGAUGGAGGGGACAGAAGAGCUUGGCUUCUUGCUUCAAAGAUUUCUUUUUGGAAGAGGUUCUGUAAGGUGAUACUCCCUCUGAAACACUGCUGACCUAUAUACUCCAAGAGCUGCUUCCUUGUUUGAAGACUUCAGUUUGAUUCCUUUAACAGCUGUGGCUGUUUUUGAUCUAAAUAUGAUUUUCUAUGUUUUGGAAAAAAUGAAUUUGUACUAAAGCCAUGGUUAAAAAUAUUUGAAGGAAGUUGUGGCUUUCCUACUUUAGUAACUUAAUAGAUGUAUAGUGUUGGAGGGACUGUGCAAGUGGGUAAAAAAUGUAUUUAUAGUCAAUCUGAAUUGUUUAAAAUAAAAUUUGUACUCUA
Molecule: messenger RNA, 2816 nt
Organism: Carcharodon carcharias (great white shark)
Lineage: Eukaryota; Metazoa; Chordata; Chondrichthyes; Lamniformes; Lamnidae
Gene: cax1
Product: cation/H+ exchanger protein 1
Exons: 19
Coding region: 101-2221 (706 amino acids)
Biological process (GO): intracellular calcium ion homeostasis; calcium ion transmembrane transport
Cellular component (GO): membrane; endomembrane system
Molecular function (GO): calcium:proton antiporter activity
Source: RefSeq, a predicted model, not a curated record